This is a messenger RNA of Zonotrichia leucophrys gambelii, 1717 nucleotides long. It is a transcript of the gene GATA4, whose product is annotated as GATA binding protein 4. NCBI's taxonomy places the organism in Eukaryota, Metazoa, Chordata, Aves, Passeriformes, Passerellidae. Gene Ontology annotation, molecular function: RNA polymerase II cis-regulatory region sequence-specific DNA binding; DNA-binding transcription factor activity, RNA polymerase II-specific; zinc ion binding. Gene Ontology annotation, biological process: positive regulation of transcription by RNA polymerase II; cell fate commitment; negative regulation of transcription by RNA polymerase II. Gene Ontology annotation, cellular component: nucleus. Bases 153 to 1391 code for a protein of 412 amino acids. The transcript has 6 exons. The record is from RefSeq and is a predicted model, not a curated record.
UCGCAUCGCUUGGUGGUGUUUUGGUUUUGGCUGGAAGGCUUGCGCGCCCACGCGGGACCGCUCCGGGGGAAAAAAAAAGUGGAGCCGAGGGUUUUCCAGGCGCUCCCCAUCGCUCUGGAUCGCGGCUGGGCUUUGGGGAGGCCCCGCACGAGAUGUACCAGAGCUUAGCCAUGGCAGCCAACCCCGGGCCUCCGGCGUACGAGGGGGCAGGUGGCUUCAUGCACAGCGCGGCCGCAGCGUCCCCCGUCUAUGUGCCCACCACGAGGGUCACCUCCAUGCUCCCCAGCCUGCCCUACCUGCAGAGCAGCGCCUCUUCCCAGCAAGGCAGCCCCGUCCACUCCAGCCACUCCAUCUGGACUCAACCCGGAGCAGAAAGCGCCGCUUACAACCCUGGAUCUUCUCACCCUCCCGUGUCACCUCGGUUCUCCUUCUCCACCAGCACCCCCAUCCCGGCCACCUCUUCCCGGGAAGCGGCGGCGGCUUACAGCAGCUCCUUGAACCUUUCUGCUAACGGGAGGGAGCAGUACGGCAGGGGCUUCGGCAGCUCCUAUUCCAGCCCCUACCCGGCCUACAUGAGCCCCGACAUGGCCACGACCUGGACUUCGUCGCCCUUUGACAGCCCCAUGCUGCACAACCUGCAGAGCCGAGGGACGCCCGCGGCUGCCCGCCACGCUAAUAUCGCAGAAUUUUUUGAUGAUUAUUCUGAGGGGAGAGAAUGUGUCAACUGUGGGGCCAUGUCCACGCCGCUGUGGAGGAGGGACGGCACGGGGCACUACCUCUGCAACGCCUGCGGGCUCUACCACAAGAUGAACGGCAUCAACCGGCCCCUGUUCAAACCCCAGAGGAGGCUGUCAGCAUCCCGCCGUGUUGGGCUCUCCUGUGCCAACUGCCACACGACGACCACCACGCUGUGGCGCAGGAACGCCGAGGGGGAGCCCGUCUGCAACGCCUGCGGGCUCUACAUGAAGCUCCACGGGGUCCCAAGGCCUUUAGCCAUGAGAAAAGAGGGAAUUCAGACGAGGAAACGCAAGCCUAAGAACCUUAACAAAACAAAGGCACCAGCAGGCCCAUCCAGCAGCGAGAGUCUUACCCCAACCACCAGCUCCACCAGCAGCAGCAGCAGCACCACAACCACCGAGGAAAUGCGCCCCAUCAAAACAGAACCUGGGCUCUCAUCUCACUAUGGGCACCCCAGCCCUGUUUCUCAGGCAUUCUCAGUCUCUGCCAUGUCUGGACAUGGAUCAUCCAUUCACCCUGCAAUCUCAGCUCUGAAGCUUUCCCCCCAAGCUUACCAGUCAGCCAUGAGCCAGUCUCCCCAAACCAGCUCCAAACAGGACUCCUGGAACAGCCUGGUGCUGGCUGAGAACCACGGGGACAUCAUAACUGCAUAACCUGGCCCUUUCCCUAUGAACUCCAGGCUGAUCUGCUUGAGAGAUGAAGAAGAUGCCAUGUAAUCAUCAAGCCAAUGUUGUCUCCACCUCCCCUGCUCUCCUGCCUUCUCUCCCCUUGUGAGAUGUUCCAGCAAAGAGGUAAAGAGAAUUUAUCUGAGGUGUAGGGGAGCUCUUAUGAAAUGAAGAGAGAAGACUCAAAUCUCAGAGUAACUCAAGGAUUUGAAGCCUUUUUUCCCCACUUUAAAUGAGCCUCUCUAUUUGACUGUCACCACUUACUAUGAAACAGCCAGAAACACAGAGAUGGACAAAGUUCUUGAGUUUUAUUU